AUGGUUCAAUACAGAAGGACAGUGUACAGUGUACUGUGGGUACAGUUUGCAUUAGUUGCUUUAUAUGUAUUGUACCAUUUGUUCAGGUAGCAAUAAUCAUCGCUCAUCAUCAGUCGUAUUUAGCCAGUACUAUGGGAAUGGCAAUGACCUUACUUUAUUUUAACUCGACGUUAAAUCCGCCUCGUAAUUAUUGGAGGAUUAGUGAACUCUGA
This is a messenger RNA of Pocillopora meandrina, 212 nucleotides long. The record is from the annotation of a GenBank genome assembly. Lineage: Eukaryota; Metazoa; Cnidaria; Anthozoa; Scleractinia; Pocilloporidae.